Molecule: messenger RNA, 2805 nt
Organism: Exophiala bonariae
Lineage: Eukaryota; Fungi; Ascomycota; Eurotiomycetes; Chaetothyriales; Herpotrichiellaceae
Exons: 8
Coding region: 1-2805 (934 amino acids)
Biological process (GO): mismatch repair; reciprocal meiotic recombination
Cellular component (GO): nucleus
Molecular function (GO): mismatched DNA binding; ATP binding; ATP-dependent DNA damage sensor activity
Source: RefSeq, a predicted model, not a curated record
AUGCCCCAAACACCAGCGGCCUUAUCAGGGCGAGCCAUAUCAUGUUAUCCCGCUCAGCCUCUAUCGUCACCUCGGAGGGAACCUCUAACGGGAGGUAUUCUUCAAGGUCCACCAACUCCAGAAGUCACACUGCGAGCCGCUCCCGUCCACGGACAGGAGCAACCUCGACAGGACACCCAGACAUACGCUCGAACGUGCCACAAGCUCAAGGUCUUCGCACCUUCCGAGAUUCUGUACAUGUCUACUGCUGCUGACUCGAAACUUAUUUCCAUCGUGGCUGAGAACCUUGAAGUUGAGAGGUCCGAGAUCCUCAUGACAAAUAUUGAUCGAAAAUAUUGGUCGGAGAGCAGUGGUCAUGACUAUGUGCAACAUCUUGCAUUCCCUGAUGAUCUGGAGUCACUAAAGCUCUCCAUUUCAGGGAGUUAUUUCGCUAUAUGCUGCUUCUCAGCAGUAAUGAAAUAUAGGGAGCUCGGUCUCAGUACAACGUUUGCUCCUCAGACUCUUCGGAUCAGAUUCGAGUCCUCGGAAGGAUCCAUGAUGAUCGAUCCUUCUACCCUCGCAUCACUUGAGCUACUGCAGAACCUCCACAACAACAAAUCUCGUGACAGUUUGUACGGAUUAAUGAACGAAACUCUGACCCCCAUGGGUGCCCGCUUUCUGAAAAGCAAUAUCCUCCAGCCUUCGACCGAUGUCGAAAAGAUCAGGAAGAGGUAUGAAGCUCUUACCGAACUUACUGUCAAGGAAGACCUGUUCUUCUCGGUUCGCUCAGCACUAAAAUCUUUUGUCGAUGCUGAUCGUGUGCUUGCCGCUCUUGUGAUUAUUCCAACUCGACUUGACUUUCAAUACAUGGAACAAUCAGUCAAUAAUGUGCUCAUGCUCAAGACCUUUGUUGAUUCGAUCAAACCAGUCUGGCAAGCGUUGACUGGCACGCAAAGUGAAGAGUUGAAAUUGAUACAGCAGCUAUGCGGCAGAGAAAAUUAUGUCGAGAUUGAAAACCUGAUCAAGUAUUGCCUCAAUGACGAUGUUGGUUACUCUUCGAAGCCCACAGAGCUUCGCAACCAAAGAGUUUAUGCUAUUCGAACCGGCGUCAAUGGCUUCCUUGAUGUUGCAAGGCAGACUUAUACCGAGAUUGGCAAGGACAUCUUCGACCUGGUCAGCCAGAUGAAUGAGGAAAUCGAGGUCAACCUCGAAUUGAAAUUCGACAACUCUCGCCAAUACUACAUCCGCAUCAACGUGAGUGAACUUCAGGAGCGCCGUCUCCCAGAGAUCUUCAUCAACACCUUCAAACGCGGCAAAUUCAUCGAAUGCCAGACCCUAGACCUGAUCAAAAUGAAUCAGAAGAUCAAAGAUGCUCACAACGAAGCCAUCAGCAUGAGCGAUCACAGCAUUCAGCAACUGAUCGGCACUGUGCGAACCAAGAUCCAGCCUCUGUUCAAGAUCAGUGAAGGAAUCGCCAUGCUCGACAUGCUUGCAAGCUUCGCCCAGCUCGUCACGACGAACGAUUACGUCAAGCCUGAACUUACAAAUGACAGAGACGCCAUUCUCGCCGUCAAAGCUGGCCGGCAUCCGAUCGGCGAGAAGAUCUUACGCAGCGGUGGUGGCGGCAGUGGUGGGCAUCAAGCGGCCUCCGCAGCCGACCGCUUCGUGCCGAACGACGUCUUUGCGACAGUACAGACCCGCUUCCAGAUCAUCACGGGUUGCAACAUGAGUGGCAAGAGCACUUACAUCCGGAGCAUAGCACUGACGACAGUGAUGGCGCAAACCGGAUGUUUUGUGCCAGCCACGUACGCCUCACUACCAAUCGUGCACAAUCUCUUCGCCCGCGUUGCCACAGAUGACAGCACCGAGGCGACCGUAUCGAGUUUCUCGGCCGAAAUGCGCGAAAUAGCAUACAUCUUGCGAAAUCUAAAUUCGACGACAGCGACGACCGGCGAUGACAGGACCAACACAUCAGCCGCCAGCGCCCUUAAUCGCAAUCGAAGCCACAGUACCCAUCACGCCACCUACAGCAACAACCAUAGCCUCGUACUCGUCGACGAACUCGGGCGUGGAACCUCGACGAUAGAUGGCCUCGCCAUCGCAAUCGCGAUAGCAGAAUCUCUCAUCGAAUCGCGCGCCUUCGUCUGGUUCGUCACGCACUUCCGCGAGCUACCACGCAUCCUGGCCGAGCGCGCCGGCGUCGUCAACUUGCACCUCACCGUCGACAUCAGCACUGGAACUGAUGAUUUCGAAGAAGACUCAAGCACCAAUGGCCACAAACCGACCCCGAGCCCUUCCGAUCCCUUGAAGAUGAAAAUGCGCUACCGCAUUGCGGACGGGUACGAGACGACGCGGUUCUACGGCCUUGCGGUGGCUCGCGUCGCUGCACUCCCGGAGCCGGUCAUCAGUCUCGCGACGAAAGUGAGUCAGCGACUGCACGAGCGGAACGAGGCAAAGAAACGCAAUCCGCGAGCGACGGCUGUGCUCCGCCGUAGAAAAUUGGUUUUGAGUUUGCGCGAGCAGUUGGAGCAGGCGAGGAUGAGAACCAGAACGGAGGCGAUGGACCCCGGGGAGCUGAGAGCUUGGUUGGCGAGAUUACAGGGCGAGUUUAUGUUGAGGAUGAGGGCUAUCAAUUUGGAGGCCGAGCAAGCGGCAAGCGGUGCGGACGUGUACGCAGAUGGAGAUGGGGCAGAUGAUGGCAGGGCGUCCGAGGUUACAGCUGGAGACGCUGAUGCGGGAGUCGAGUCUGAACGAUGUACUCUUAGUGGUGCUGAUUUUGACGAGUUUGACAAGAUGUGUCAAACCAGCAGUGAUAGCGUGUUGUGA